This is a messenger RNA of Zingiber officinale, 1513 nucleotides long. Its product is annotated as CDPK-related kinase 3-like. Gene Ontology annotation, cellular component: nucleus; cytoplasm. Gene Ontology annotation, molecular function: calcium/calmodulin-dependent protein kinase activity; calmodulin binding; ATP binding. The transcript is spliced from 7 exons. Bases 152 to 1489 code for a protein of 445 amino acids. Lineage: Eukaryota; Viridiplantae; Streptophyta; Magnoliopsida; Zingiberales; Zingiberaceae. The record is from RefSeq and is a predicted model, not a curated record. Gene Ontology annotation, biological process: peptidyl-serine phosphorylation; intracellular signal transduction; protein autophosphorylation.
UGCCACGACCUUUCUCUUCUUGUUCAGCUGCCGCGGUGCCGCCGCUUUGACCUGACUCUCUUUCUCUUCUCCUUCAUCCUCGAUCGGUCGAAGGCUUAAUCGAGCGAGAAGAGGAGGUUGGAAGAAGAGGAAGCAAGGAGGGAGGAGCUCUAUGGGGGUAUGCUACGGCAAGAACGUCUCUGUCCUCGAAGAUGGCGACGCCGGCAACCGGAGCCAUGGAAAGGGCGGACAAGUAGCUGGUAGUCCUGCGCACUCGACCCCGGCUCGAAAGAGUCGGACGGGCGCCACCACCCCUUCUCACUCCUUGACCAGUACUGCGCCUUCCGCCUGGCCCAGCCCUUACCCGCACGGCCCCGCCAGUCCGCUUCCCGCAGGUGUUUCGCCUUCCCCCACUAGGUCCACCCCGCGGAGGUUCCUGCGGCCUUUCCCGCCGCCGUCGCCAGCGAAGCACAUAAGGGCCGCCCUCGUGAAGCGGCUGGGCCCGCGGAGGCCGAAGGAGGGGCCGAUCCCAGAGGAUGAGACGGGACAAGAGGAAGCGCCUCUGGAUAAGAAUUUCGGGUAUGGGAAGAACUUCGGGGCGAAGUAUGAGCUUGGGAAGGAGGUCGGAAGGGGACACUUUGGGCACACGUGCUCGGCUACGGCCAAGAGAGGGGAGAUCAAGGGUCAGAUUGUCGCCGUCAAGAUUAUAUCCAAAGCUAAGAUGACAACUCCAAUAUCAAUCGAAGAUGUUCGUAGGGAGGUCACAAUUCUAAAAGCUUUGUCCAGCCAUAAAAAUCUUGUCAAGUUUCAUGAUGCAUGUGAGGAUGCACUUAACGUCUACGUAGUCAUGGAAUUAUGUGAGGGUGGCGAAUUAUUAGAAAGAAUUUUAUCGAGAGGUGGAAGGUAUACAGAGGAGGAUGCAAAAGCUAUAGUUAUUCAGAUACUGAGAGUAGUUGCCUUUUGCCAUCUUCAAGGUGUUGUGCAUCGUGAUUUAAAGCCAGAGAAUUUUCUUUUCGCCAACAAAGAUGAAAAUUCUCAGAUGAAGUUGAUUGAUUUUGGCCUUUCUGAUUUUGUUAAACCAGAUGAAAGACUAAAUGAUAUUGUGGGAAGUGCAUACUAUGUUGCCCCUGAAGUUCUACAUAGAUCAUAUAGCACAGAGGCAGAUAUUUGGAGUAUUGGUAUUAUAACAUAUAUCUUGUUAUGUGGCAGUAGACCUUUUUGGGCACGGACGGAGUCAGGAAUUUUCCGUGCUGUGUUGAAAGCUGAUCCAAACUUUACGGAUUUACCUUGGCCUGAUGUAUCUCCAGAAGCCAAGGAUUUUGUUAAAAGACUUCUGAACAAGGAUUAUAGAAAAAGAAUGACAGCUGCUCAAUCUUUGACACACACUUGGUUGCGAGAUGAGCACUGUCAAAUUCCUUUGGAUAUACUAAUAUUCAAGCUAGUGAAGUCAUAUCUCCGUGCCACACCUUUAAGACGUGCUGCAUUGAAGGUAUGUUUUGAUAAGAACUAAAUGACUCAAUAAGGUUCUCCUUUG